AUGGGAUCGAAUUUAAGUUCAAAUGAGAGACCAGUAUCUCCUUUCAACUUACUCACGGUAAAAAUACUAAGAGUGAAGAAUGUCCGGAAGGCAGACCUGCUCACUCUAUCAGAUUGCUAUGUGACACUGUGGCUGCCUACUGCCUCAACUGAAAAGGUCCGGACCAGAACCAUCAGGAACAGCAAGAACCCAGUCUGGAAUGAAGCUUUCUGCUAUAAGAUCGAUCGCCGUAUCAAGAAUGUGCUGGAGCUAAAAGUCUGUGAUGAAGACACAAUCACCAGGGAUGAUGAGCUCUGCACAGUUCUCUUUGACAUAGAUAAACUCACUGUGGGACGUACUGUUCGGGUGAAAUUUCAGCUGAAUCCGCAGGCACGUGAGGAGCUGGAGGUGGAGUUCACAUUGCAGAACACUGUGGACUAUCCUGAUGCCAUCAUUACUAACGGAGUACUUGUGGCACGUGAAGUUUCCUGUUUGGAGGUUAGAGUGGAUACAGGGAAGCUGAAGCUGCAAGCCACAAAUCAGGAACUUACAUUCAUAGUGAAAGGAUCCCAUGAAGGAAGCCAGAAGAUUUUAUUGGACUCUGACCCCAGCCUUAGGAUCAUUGCAUUUCACUGUGUCAUAAACGACCAGACAAGACUGGAUAUCAUACUGCCAAAAGAGCUGAUGGAUAAAAAUGAAACAGUGAACAAUGGAGUCCUUUCUCUGCCUCUGAAUUUGCUCCCUUUGCAGAAGAAAAUAACAGUAGAUGAGGAUCAAUCCUUUGACUUGUGUUUGACAGCAAGAAAAUGCUCAGGAGAUCUAGAUGUGCGCUUGGGUUAUAGCCUGUGCAGGGAAGAGCAGGACUUCCUGCGAAAAAGGAAGAAAUACGUUGCUGCUGCUCUGAAAAAGAUUCUUCAGCUGGAGGAAGAUCUGAAAGACCAUGAGGUGCCAGUGGUGGCAAUUACGACGACUGGAGGAGGGACAAGAUCAUUGACAGCAAUGUAUGGCAGCCUAUUGGGUCUGCAAAAACUGAAUCUAUUGGACUGCAUUUCCUACGUUGGUGGUUUAUCGGGAACCACGUGGACGAUGGCAAACUUAUAUGAAGAUGCUAACUGGUCACAAAAAUAUCUUGAGGAGGCAAUCAAGGAAGCUCGCAAACAAGUAACCAAAUCGAAGAUUUGCUGUUUUUCUUUGGAUUGUCUGAAGUACUAUUAUAAUGACCUGAUGGAGAGGACUAAAGAAGGGCAUAACACAUCUUUCAUAGACUUGUGGGGGCUUGUCAUUGAAUCCAUGCUACAUGAUAAGAAAGAUGAACAUAGACUCUCGGAUCAACGGCAAGCAGUGGAUAAAGGUCAGAACCCAUUGCCCAUCUAUGUAGCCAUCAACCUCAAGUCCAACUAUAGUGCCCAGGCAUUUAGAGAGUGGCUGGAGUUCACUCCUUAUGAAGUUGGUCUCUUGAAAUAUGGAGCAUCUAUUCGUGCAGAACAUUUUGGAAGUGAAUUCUUUAUGGGAAGGCUGGUGAAGAGGCUCCCAGAGACUCGGAUCUGCUACAUGCAAGGCAUGUGGAGUAGUAUAUUUUCCAUAGAUGCGAUGUAUGUGUGGAAUUUGGCUGUUGAUUCAGAGGACUUCUGGAGUAAAUGGACCAGAGACAGAGUAAAAGAUAUUGAGGAAGAACCCUUUCUAUCUAUGAAUCCUUAUGAGGUAGGCACAUGUCUGCUCACUCCUUCAUGUGCUCUGUCUUCCGCUCUGCGAGAUGUCUUAACAGGACGUCCAACCAUUGCACAGUAUCCCAAUUUUCUCAGGGGCUUCCAGAUGCACAGCAAGUACCUGGAGAGUGAAGGAUUUUCUACGUGGAAAGACACAGUGCUAGACUCUUUCUCAAAUAAACUGAUGGAAACAGCAGAUGAUGCGCUCUCCUUGGUUGAUACUGGUUUUUUCAUCAAUACCAGCUAUCCACCACUCUUGACAUCUAAGAGGAAAGUGGAUGUCAUCCUGCAUUUGAAUUACAGUGGAGGGUCACAGACAUUGCCUCUGGAUCAGAUUGCAAAGUACAUCUCAGGGCAAGGAAUCCCAUUUCCCAAGAUUGAGAUAAGCGAGGAAGACAGGGAAAACUUAAAGGAAUGCUAUGUGUUUGAAGACGCUGAAAGUUCGCAAGCUCCAACUGUGCUCUUUUUCCCCUUAGUAAAUGACACCUUUAAGAGAUACAAAGCUCCUGGUGUGGAAAGAAGUCCAGAGGAGAUGGCUGAAGGCAACGUUGAUGUCUCCAGUAUCCUCUCCCCAUUUACGACAAGGGAGGUGUGCUUCAGUGAAGAGAAUUUUGACAAACUAGUGAAAUUGACCGAUUACAAUGUCCUCAACAACGAAAACUUGAUUAUUCGGGCUUUGCGCAUGGCAGUGGCACGGAGGAAGCAGCAAAAGUACUAGCCGUGGUGCACUUGCUUUACCCCUCCACGUGAUGUUUCUUGGAUUGUCUCUUAUCUAGUGAGAUAAGUGUUUGAUGCUUGCCAGUGUUAUUUACAGUAGAAAUUGCAUCCCAUGAAGACUUGCUGGAC
Molecule: messenger RNA, 2531 nt
Organism: Struthio camelus australis
Lineage: Eukaryota; Metazoa; Chordata; Aves; Struthioniformes; Struthionidae
Source: RefSeq, a predicted model, not a curated record